UUUGGAUUGCAUCCAAGAGAAGGAAGGAACGAAUGAAAAGUAGGAGACUACCUUUCUCCUAAGAUGUGCGCUAGAAACUUAUUUCUUUCAUUUCUUUGCAAUGCACGCAACUAGAACGAUCAAAUAACGAAGACGUGAUAAUUUUGUAUACAUUAUUUAUGCCAAAUUAUAUUUUUACGUGAUAUUAGUCCGUUUAAUCAUUCCAUAUGCGAAGUUUAUAUCGGUAAUAGUAUAUAAUAGCUUAUAGUGAUUUGACAAUGUGAUAUUUUCGAAUGAAUGCUGAUUAUUUUUUAGUACAUUUCAUAAUAUAUUUUAAGUGAAAGAAUCGAUUCCGUUAUUCCUCUAUACGAAAAUGAGGGGAAAAAAUGAGCAAAAACAUGGAUAUUCAGAAAAAGAAGUGGACUUCACAGAUGUAGUAGAAUUAAAACUGCAGACGCUUUUAAAAGAAGGAGCAAGUACUUUUAUGGAUUUCGAAUGGCUGGAACCAAAAUUGCCGUCCUUUUUCGACGAAAAAAAAUUUCUUCUUGGUCAGCAGAUGUUUUAUAACAACGCUUUCACCAUGAUGAUUGCCAAACUAUGUGGAUUAUUAUCUUUAUUCACUAUUCCAUCGAUCAAGAAUGUUUUAAUGUUCACUGGACAAAGUAGUACACUAUGUGCCGCGUUUCAUAGAUACGUAUCCACUAUUUUCCACAAUUGGAUUUGGUAUGGAAAAAGACCCGGUAUAGAAAAAGAAUUUCUCGAGUCGUUGAAAAUUGUGCGAAAAAAACAUUGCAUAGCGUUUCGAAGAAGUUCAGAAGCAGGGCUAAACAGAGUCUCGCAACUGGAUAUGGCAUUGACUCAAUUUGGAUUCAUGGGUUUCACCCUUUUGGGCGGUGACUAUCUUGGGGUGAAUAACAAUUUCGAGGAACUAGAAGGACUGAUUCACUUCUGGCGAGUCAUUGGCAAUAUGUUGGGCAUGGAAGACAAAUACAACAUAUGCAGUGGAAGCGUUGAAGAAACACUUAUUCUUUGUAGACGACUUCUAGACGAAGUUUUCCUUCCAUCACUCGCAUCUAGUGAUAAAGAUUUCGAGGAAAUGAGUCGUGUUUUAAUCGAAUCUCUAUGGUGUGUGAAUCCUUAUUUGAAUUCAACCGCUUUCAUCCAAUUCACACUUAUUUUUGCAUCAAGUAUUGCUACGAAUAAUAAUCAUUCGUUAAAAAUAGCUCCGUCAAAUAUGUCGUGGUACAGCAGGUUUAUAUUGAAUCUUCAGUUAUUUACACACAAAUACCUGCUAUCAUCUUCUUAUUGGUGGUCCAGAUUCUUCAGGCUGUUCUUCAAUAGUCAAAUUCGAUUGGCGAUUUAUUUGACGGAAAAUUUGCCAUUUCUGGCUUUCUGGAACUACGGUAUAAAACAUUCUUACGUCAAUAUAUAUAAAUAUCACGUCAAUAUCCGAUCUUAAACAGCAAACGAGCAAUUUGAAACGAUGUACAUAAUUUUAUGAUAUUAUAUAAAACGUUAACUUAUUAUGUAUCAAUAAGAUACAUAUCAAAAUAUAUUUUGUAAAUGAUUAAAGUAUAAGUUAAUAGCUUAAGAUCAAUUUUAAAUAGAAAUUAGAUUUAGAAAAUAAGGAUUGUAAUAGUUUUACGUUAAUUAUUGUACCUGCAGUGACAAGAAAAUUCGUGCUUAGAGAAUAAUUUGUAAAGCUGUAUUUAAAGUUAUGUAUUGACUAAAUGUAAAUAUAGAUAUUUUUGUACA
Apis mellifera (honey bee) is the source of this 1734-nucleotide messenger RNA. RefSeq lists its product as uncharacterized. The transcript is spliced from 5 exons. Bases 353 to 1438 code for a protein of 361 amino acids. The record is from RefSeq and is a predicted model, not a curated record. NCBI's taxonomy places the organism in Eukaryota, Metazoa, Arthropoda, Insecta, Hymenoptera, Apidae.